Messenger RNA from Corylus avellana, 347 nucleotides. The record is from RefSeq and is a predicted model, not a curated record. NCBI's taxonomy places the organism in Eukaryota, Viridiplantae, Streptophyta, Magnoliopsida, Fagales, Betulaceae.
GACCGAAUGCAAGAAAUAGUCACACAAGUGCUAGGGGGCCGACGAUCUGGUCACGUUAGAGGAAUGGGAUGCAGUCUUAUUCCUACCCCUUUAAGUACUUCAUCUCAAGCGUUCACCCACUUCGACAACCAUGACGAGUGUAGGAAAAGACAAGAAGAUACUCAAAGCGAGCUUCAACAGACUAGAAUCGAACUUCAUCAGUAUAGAGAGAAUUUGCAAGCCAACGUUGAGGAAACCAACAAAUUGAAAGCCACUGUUGAGUUCUUAAUGUCACGUAUUGGAGGGUUUGGAGGGAGCUUGCUUGGAGGUGCAUCAAGUGAAGCCAACAAUUGAGGGAGCUUUGGAAU